AUGUUCAUCUUUGCGCUGUUCUGCCUGCUGGCAGUGGGCAGCCAGGCGAAGCCAGUCGUGGAGCCUGCCCAGCAUAUUGUCAUUGUGACGCCUCAGGCGCAGGUGCAUCUAGAGCCAGCGUUGCGCUACGUGCAUGGCUUGUCGCCUUUGGCGCGCGUCUCUGGCCCGCAUCAUGAGGAGACCAUUGUCUAUGUGCCAGCUGGAGCUGCAGCCUCUGUGGUGCCCACUCUAGGCGAUGCCGUAUCCACUGGCCGUGCCAGCAGCCGUAAUCCUGCACAGGAAACCAGGCAGACAGAAGGCUUCCCGAAUGUCAAUCAAAUCCAACAACAGGUGCAGCAGGGUGUUGAGAUCGUGAGCGGACAAAUUGGUGAGGCUGCUGAAUCAGCAGUUUCCGCCGGCUCUGGCUUCUUCCCCGGCCUGUUCCCCUACCCCAGUUCGGGCAGCAAAAACGAAGAGUUGCAGAAGCUGAAGAACGAGAAGAUCGAAUUGAUUGAAACUCCGGCCAAUACCCAACCACUGUUGGCUGCCACCGAGGCGCGUCAUUUCUACAGUCUGCCACAGGUGUAUCAUACGCCCGUGGUCGAUGUGGUGCAUGCCCCAGUCUAUUCGUGGCCCAUUUCAGCUAUACGCGCACGCAGUAUUCAAACUGAGGAGGCACCCAUUAAGGUCACUGAGGAGAGGGCAGCGCCAGAGGUCCCAGAGGCUCAGCCACUGCUCAAAGAGCAGAAGCAGCCAGAGCAAGCGGAACAGCCAUUGGAGCAGCUGGCACAGAUCAUCAUUCCUGCAGCCGUCGAGGCCAGUGAAUUGAAGGCAGAGAUUGCGGCUCGUCAGCUGGAGGAGAGCAACGCCAUCAAGCAGGAGCAGCCAAACGAGGAGAUUAAGAGGUCAACCCUGAAGGAGCCGCUUCAGGAAACCAGAAAGGGCCCCAUCGAGACACCCAUCAAGGAAGCCCCCAAGGAGGCUGAGAAGGAAAUCAUUCCGGAACCAAUUCAACAGAUUAAGAAGGAAGCCCUACCUGAAGCCAGAAAGGAAGCCAUCCAGGAGCCCAGGAAAGAAGCCAGCCAGGAGCCCAGUCAAGAGGCUCGCAAGGAGGCCAGUAACGAGGAAGUUACAUCACCCAAUCUAAAGGCCGUUGAGGGUAGUUUAAAGGAGUUAAUUAAGGAGACAAUCAAGGAGCCCAUCAAGGAGACCAUCAAGGAGCUCAUCAAGGAGGAACUCGAGGAGGAGCUACCGCUACUCAAGGUCAUUCCUGCUGCCGCUGCCAUACCUGCUGAGCCCCAGCCUCAAGUGGAGGCACAGCCCGAGCCCCAGCCAGCCGCCGCUGAACAAGCGGCAGCAGGAGCUGGAGCAGGAGCAGGAGCUUAAGUAGCCACAGCUAUGAGAGCAAUUCACAUCAGAUCACAUCACUUCAAAUCACAUCACACACACAGACACACACUCAUACACGCAUAUUCUAUGGGCAGCUUUGGUAUUCUACAACUCGAUCUGUUCCGUGCCUAGGCUCUGGGCCAGGCCGUGGGUUAAUACAUUUAGUUACUAACACAGUCACAGCGAAUCAAUUUCCGACUUUCAAACAAUUAAUUAACAGCGUAAAAGGCAACAACAAACACAAC
This is a messenger RNA of Drosophila hydei, 1613 nucleotides long. RefSeq names its product eukaryotic translation initiation factor 4 gamma. The coding region runs from base 1 to 1365 and encodes 454 amino acids. The record is from RefSeq and is a predicted model, not a curated record. The transcript is spliced from 2 exons. Lineage: Eukaryota; Metazoa; Arthropoda; Insecta; Diptera; Drosophilidae.